UUUUCUCAGGGGGCCGGCCUUGGAAGGAGGUGGCUGAGAAGGUCACGGGGCACAUGUGGCCGCGGCCCCACCCCGAGGAGCGGUCCCCUGCCGAGUGAGCGCCCUAAUCUGGCGCCUGACCGAAAGUUUAAAGGCUUGCACUAAGGCCCAGGGAUUGAGUCACAUGGGAGACUUUCCACCCUUGUUGGCGAAGCUGCCUAACUCCCUCACACUCGGAGCUUGGCCUGAAGCUUGCUGCGGGGCCAGACUCCAGGCAGCCGGCCCUGACCUUAACCACCUUCAGGGAUCACUGACAUUUGGGGAUGUUGCUGUGACCUUUACCCAGUUUGAAUGGAAACACCUGGAUACCACUCAGCAGACCUUGUAUAGGGAUGUGAUGCUGGAAAACUAUGGGAAUCUGGUGUCUGUGGGGCUUCUCUCUUCCAAACCCAAACUCAUCACCCAACUGGAGCAAGGGGCAGAGCCAUGGAUGGAAGUACAACAGAUUCCAUCAAAUACUUGUUCUGUCCAGGAGUACUGCUUUGAAACAAAGAUGUCCACCCUAAAGCAACAUACUUCUGAAGGAUCUGAUCUGGGAGAGCAAACAAGAAGUGAUGUGAUGGAAAGAGGCCUGGACUGGGAGGGCAGAAUUUCCACAGAGAAGGCACAUUAUAAAUGUGAGGAAUGUGGGAAAGUCUUCAAAUAUAAUUCCUCCCUUAUUAGCCACCAGAGAAAUCAUACUGGUGAGAAACCCCAUAAAUGUAAUGAAUGUGGGAUCGCCUUUAUGAGCAGUUCUUCUUUUUUAAAUCAUUAUAAAAUUCAUACAGAGAAGCAGCCUUAUAGAUGUACUGAGUGUGGGAAAUUCCUUAAGAAGCACUCAACAUUUGUUAAUCAUCAGAAAAUUCAUUCUAGAGAGAAACCUCAUAAAUGUAAUGAAUGUGGAAAAGCUUUUGGAAAGAACUCUAUCCUUUUACGUCAUCAGAGAAUUCAUACUGGUCAGAAACCCUACAAAUGGGAACUUACUUAA
Messenger RNA from Lutra lutra (Eurasian river otter), 1006 nucleotides. RefSeq names its product zinc finger protein 485 (gene ZNF485). The coding region runs from base 164 to 1006 and encodes 280 amino acids. Gene Ontology annotation, biological process: regulation of DNA-templated transcription. The transcript is spliced from 5 exons. NCBI's taxonomy places the organism in Eukaryota, Metazoa, Chordata, Mammalia, Carnivora, Mustelidae. The record is from RefSeq and is a predicted model, not a curated record.